UACGUCCCUCCAUUCGUAACAAGGAGAGGAUCGUGGUAUCCUUCAUGUUUUCUUCGUUACCGAACGACAACGUAAUGUUCGCCAUCUCGUCCUGGGAGGCCGCAUUGAGUUGGAGUAUACAACAGCAACCGCAACACCAACUGCUAGUGGUGGACUCGGUCGCGCAGCAGCAACUGCAACCGCAACAGAUCGUCGCGUUGAAUCAAAUCGUCGCAUCAAAUCAGAUUUCAUCAUCGGGAGGUGAUCCGCAGCAACAACAGUGCCACAAAAUGACUGACCAGCGAGACCAGCAGCAGCAGCAACAGCCGCAGUCCCAGUUUCAGCAGCAGCAGCAACAACAACAGAUCAAAGGCAAUGAAGAACCAAGAACGAAUCUGAUUAUUAAUUACCUUCCGCAAAACAUGAAUGAGAAGGAGCUGUACAGUCUAUUUGUCACGAUUGGUCCGGUCGAAUCCUGUCGAGUCAUGAAGGAUUACAAGACUGGGUACAGCUAUGGCUUUGGUUUUGUCAACUAUGCGAAAGCUGAGGACGCGGCGACGGCGAUAAGCACAUUAAAUGGUCUUCAAGUGCAAAAUAAACGUCUGAAGGUCUCGUUCGCUCGGCCAUCUGGAGAAGAAAUUAAAGAAACGAAUCUUUACGUUACGAAUUUACCAAGAAAUAUAACGGAAAGCCAAAUCGACGAACUCUUCAGUAAAUACGGCAAUAUUGUGCAGAAGAAUAUAUUGAGGGAUAAACUGACCGGUUUACCGAGAGGAGUAGCGUUCGUUAGAUUCGAUAAGAGGGAGGAAGCCCAGGAGGCUAUCGCACAACUUCACGGUACAAUACCGGAGGGUGGAUCAGAGCCGCUUAGCGUAAAAAUCGCAGAGGAACAUGGCAAACAAAAAGCGGCGUAUUAUGCGGGCUGGCAGGCGGGAUACAAUCAAAGCCGCGGAGGUAGCGGACUCGGAGUCGGCGGUGGCGGCAGCGGACGGGCUCGGGGCAUCGGGGGUCCUGGAAUGGGCAUGGGUGUUGGCGGCGGUGGUCCGGGAAUGUUGAGCCGGGCUGGUGGUUUUGGGCCGCGUGGUGGUGGGCCUCACAGUGGCAGCUUCCUGGGUGGAGGCGGCGGCGGCGGCGGCGGAGGCGGCGGCGGCGGCGGCGGCGGCGGUGGCGGUGGUCCGGGUGCCAUGCGGAUGGAGAAGAUACACCCGCAUCGAUUUAAUCCGAUCGGAAUGGGAGGCGGCGGUAGCGGCGGUUACGUGCAGUCGCACUUCUGGUGACCAUCGCGAUGUGACAACGACGACAACGGUGAUGAUAACGAUAACAGUAACAGUGACGAUGACAAUGACGACCGUAAUGGAGAUACGCUUACAUUCGCUGCAACAUUGAUCGCUGGCUGAAACCCUCUCUACUCAUCUCGUUCGAAAUAAAGUUCACGACUUUUCAUCGCUCGUAGCAUAACUCCGAGAGCUGGAGAUAGGUCAGAUAGAACCAGGUUAGACCGGUUUCCUAUUUACAAGAUGAUAGUGCACGAAAAGACAGCUCGAUACGUUAAUAGGGUCUAAGAGUUUUUAUGAAUGCAGAAAAGUUAGAAAUAUUACGUUUUGAAAGAAAUGUUUUAUCGUUUGUUAAUGCAUGUUAUUGAAGAACGUUGUUU
Molecule: messenger RNA, 1633 nt
Organism: Trachymyrmex septentrionalis
Lineage: Eukaryota; Metazoa; Arthropoda; Insecta; Hymenoptera; Formicidae
Product: sex-lethal homolog
Exons: 6
Coding region: 45-1256 (403 amino acids)
Cellular component (GO): ribonucleoprotein complex; cytosol
Molecular function (GO): mRNA binding
Source: RefSeq, a predicted model, not a curated record